CGGGCCUCCGUGCGGACUCGGUGCGCGCCUUGUGCGAGUGGGUCCCUUGCCUGCCGCGGAGUGAGCAGAAAUCAACAUGUCAGAGUGGGAGUCUUACUACAAAACUGAGGGCAAGGAAGAGGAAGAAGAGGAUGAGGACGAGAUCCCUGAUGGAAUUGGAGAAUAUCAGUAUUCAGGAAGAGACAGUUUGAUUUUUUUGGUAGAUGCCUCCAGGGCCAUGUUUGAAUCUUACAGUGAAGGCGAAUUGACCCCUUUUGAUAUGAGCAUCCAGUGUAUUGUGAGUGUGUACACCAGUAAGAUCAUAAGCAGUAAUCGUGACCUCUUGGCAGUGGUGUUCUAUGGCACAGAGAAAGACAAAAAUUCAGUAAAUUUCAAAAAUAUUUACGUCUUACAAGAGUUGGAUAAUCCAGGUGCCAAACGAGUGCUAGAACUUGACCGCUUUAAGGGACAGCUGGGGAAAACCCAUUUCCAAGAGCUAAUUGGCCACGGAUCUGACUACUCGUUGAGUGAAGUGCUGUGGGUCUGUGCCAACCUCUUCAGUGACGUCCAGGUCAAGAUGAGCCAUAAGAGGAUCAUGAUGUUCACCAAUGAAGAUGACCCCCAUCGCAGUGACAGCGCCAAAGCCAGCCGGGCCAGGACCAAAGCCGGUGACCUCCGUGACACAGGUAUCUUUCUCGACUUGAUGCACCUGAAGAAACCGGGAGGCUUUGACAUAUCCCUGUUCUACAGAGAUAUCAUCAGCAUGGCGGAGGAUGAGGAUAUCGGGGUUCACUUUGAGGAGUCGAGCAAGCUGGAUGAUCUCUUGAGGAAGGUUCGUGCCAAGGAGACCAAGAAGCGUGUGCUUUCCAGGUUAAAGUUUAAGCUCAGUAAAGAUAUAGUGCUCACUGUGGGCAUUUAUAAUUUGGUCCAGAAGGCUAUGAAGCCUUUUCCGGUAAGGCUCUAUCGGGAAACAAAUGAACCACUGAAGACCAAAUCCAGAGUAUUCAAUGUAAACACAGGCAGCUUGCUCCUACCCAGUGACACCAAGAGGUCUCAGAUCUAUGGGAGUCGGCCCAUCAUCCUAGAGAAAGAGGAAACCGAAGACCUGAAGCGGUUUGAGGACCCAGGUUUGGUUCUCAUUGGCUUCAAGCCCUUGGCCGUGCUGAAGAAGCACCACUACCUGAGGCCUUCCCAGUUUGUGUACCCUGAGGAGUCCCUGGUACACGGGAGCUCCACGCUGUUCAAUGCUCUGCUCAUCAAGUGUCUGGAGCGGAAGGUCAUUGCGGUGUGUAGGUACACAGCCCACAGGAACAGUCCCCCUUGCUUUGUGGCAUUGAUGCCACAAGAAGAGGAGCUGGAUGACCAGAAAAUUCAGGUGACUCCUCCAGGCUUCCAGCUUGUCUUCCUCCCCUUCGCUGAUGAUAAGCGCAGGGUGCCCCUCACUGAGAAGGUCGUGGCCAACCCAGACCAGAUAGACAGGAUGAAGGCCAUUGUUCAGAGGCUCCGCUUCAAGUACAGAAGCGACAGCUUUGAGAACCCAGUGCUACAGCAACACUUCCGGAACCUGGAGGCUCUGGCUUUGGACUUGAUGGAGCCCGAAGCAGCAGUCGACCUGACAAUGCCCAAGGUUGAAGCAAUGAAUGAAAGACUGGGCCCCCUGGUCGAUGAGUUUAAAGAGCUUGUCUAUCCACCAGACUACAAUCCAGAGGGAAAACUGAACAAGCGGAAACGAGAUGAUGAUGCGUCUCUCAGCAAAAGGCCCAAGUUAUCUGCAGAGGAGCUGAAGGACCACAUCGUCAAGGGCACACUGCACAAACUCAAUGUGGCCACACUGAAGGAGGCAUGCAGGGCGUAUGGGCUGAAGUGCGAGCUGAAGAAACAGAAGCUGCUGGACGCCCUCACCAAGCACUUCCAGGACUGACCAGAGACCGCGCAGCCGCCUUCCACACCACAGCCUGGUGUUUUGCUCUUUAUGUGUUAUGCUCUUCUGCAGGUCCUGGGGCUUGAAGUCAUGGCCCGGGAGCUGUCUCUGAGUUUCUUUUGCUCACUGGAGUCACAGCUCCAAUUCUAGCUUUGU
Messenger RNA from Perognathus longimembris pacificus (Pacific pocket mouse), 2056 nucleotides. It is a transcript of the gene Xrcc6, whose product is annotated as X-ray repair cross complementing 6. The record is from RefSeq and is a predicted model, not a curated record. The transcript has 13 exons. Gene Ontology annotation, molecular function: double-stranded DNA binding; telomeric repeat DNA binding; damaged DNA binding. Lineage: Eukaryota; Metazoa; Chordata; Mammalia; Rodentia; Heteromyidae. Gene Ontology annotation, cellular component: nucleus; Ku70:Ku80 complex. Gene Ontology annotation, biological process: double-strand break repair via nonhomologous end joining; cellular response to X-ray; cellular response to gamma radiation. Bases 77 to 1900 code for a protein of 607 amino acids.